AUGAUCUUGCUACCAGCACCAUUAAUCUCAAUAGAUCAUCUCAACGCAUGGCGUGCGACACUUUCAUUGGAAGAGGAGGGAAGGACAGUCCGGAAAGCGAGAGGGUCCCCGAAGAAGUGUGCCAGGGAAAGGAAUCACGAUCUGGAGUCUUCUGGAGCAGAGAUAUCUGUCGCUGGAACUGGAUCGUGGAAGCUAGGUCCUGGGACAUCUACGCUGUCGAGGAUGUAUCAUCGACGAAACAUCUGUUUGUCUUUGUCCUUACGAACAGUAUUGCGCGAUCUGUCGAUGGCGUUGGUGGAAGUAUUGCGCAUUGGCAGCGCGAAGAAAAUGGGUGUCCCAAUAUUCAACGCCUAA
This is a messenger RNA of Nezara viridula (southern green stink bug), 354 nucleotides long. Lineage: Eukaryota; Metazoa; Arthropoda; Insecta; Hemiptera; Pentatomidae. The record is from the annotation of a GenBank genome assembly.